AUGGAACGUCAAUUGUGCUUUCAAAAAAAUCUCUCGCGUGCAGAUGUGGAUCGGAACUUGGAAGUGCCCAGGGGGGCACUUCAUUUACCGGGUCACAACGGAGUCUUCAUCUUGCGAGACCUGGUCGGAGCAACAUAUCGCCUUAGAGCCCCAACAAGGCGUAGCGGAAGGCGUUCUCUCGCCGAAGAUUGGAAGGCUUUUUCAGCUGCAAAAAAUCUUAAAGCCGGUCAGCAACUAAGAAUGUAUCGCGUAGGUAAUGAAUACUCGGUAGAAGUGGAUGUAAAGCUCUUUGGAAUGUCUGAGAAAGAGGAGUUGUUUUUGAUGAUUAUGGCCGAGGAGUAUAUAUUGGGAUGGUUUUUUGAGCUGUGUUGGAGUUUUGUCGAGUAG
Molecule: messenger RNA, 387 nt
Organism: Ilex paraguariensis (yerba mate)
Lineage: Eukaryota; Viridiplantae; Streptophyta; Magnoliopsida; Aquifoliales; Aquifoliaceae
Source: the annotation of a GenBank genome assembly